Messenger RNA from Alternaria postmessia, 344 nucleotides. RefSeq lists its product as uncharacterized. The record is from RefSeq and is a predicted model, not a curated record. NCBI's taxonomy places the organism in Eukaryota, Fungi, Ascomycota, Dothideomycetes, Pleosporales, Pleosporaceae. The annotation marks the transcript as partial. The transcript has 2 exons.
AUGACAACAGCCGAUAAUGCGACAAGCCUCUCCACCAGCGAAUCGUCUGAGCCACCCAUACUCCACGACCAAGGCAUGCCCAAGGCUGCGCGUGCCCACCGUAGCAGGACUGCCAAGAAGAACGCACUUUCCAAGGACCUCAACGUUACUAUUUCCUCUUCAGAUCAGGCUCUUUUGACCAAAUCCGUCAUUACCGUCAAGAACGUCAUGAAGGAGCAAAACGCUGGGUCGACAGCCAAUGCUCCCAGCAUCAGUGAUGCUGGUGAUUCGGCAUCUGAUGCUUUGCCUAAGAAGCCGGGUCAACUAUCGUCUUCUCCUAUCGUGGAUCAGGCCCUAGACAACCU